Miscanthus lutarioriparius is the source of this 615-nucleotide messenger RNA. Lineage: Eukaryota; Viridiplantae; Streptophyta; Magnoliopsida; Poales; Poaceae. The record is from the annotation of a GenBank genome assembly.
AUGGGCUUCGUCCCGUCCCCGGGCGCCGGCUCCCGGGUGAUCACCGCCUACCUGGCACCGUCCGGCACGCUCGCCGCCGUCGUGUUCAGGCCGGAUCCCUCGGCCGCCGCACCCGACGCAGACGCCGACGACGAGGGCGACAGGAUCAGGUACUGCAGGUACGUCCUGCGCGGCGAGAUGCUGGGCGACGACAUAAGCCCCUCCACGUCCUCCUCGUGCCGCGUCCGCGCCGUCCGCCACGCGGGCGGCCACGUCCUCGUCGCCGGCGACGGCAAGGCGGCGCUCCCCUACACGACGUCGGGGCGCGCUGUGAGGCGGUGCCUCGAGGUGGACACGGGGACCAACCCGCUCGGGGUGUGCGCGCUGGCGGAGGCGCGCGAUGGCAAGACGGUCGUCCUCGCCUGCCCGCGCCCGGCCAAGGGGCAGGUGCAGGUGCAGGUCUGCCGCCGGGGCACCAGCGGCGGCGGCAGCGUCGACGUGCACGCGCAUAGCUCCAGCAUCGUCUGCGUCGCGCUGUCUCGCGACGGCAGGCUGCUCGCCACCGCCAGCUCCAAGGGCACGGUCGUCCGCAUCUUCACCGCCGCCGACGGUAACAAGGUCGACGAGGUACGCUAG